UCAGAGAAACCUACAUGAGAAUAAAGACAGUGAAUAAAUACUUGGUUAAUGUGAAAUUCAGGCGUUUUUACCCAACGACAGAAAAGUGCAAAUGGAAAACUACACUGGAAAUGAAACGCAAGUUAAUUCGGAAUCUUACCCCACAGAAGCCAAGACCGGAGGGAAUGGUGUGCGGACGCUAAUUGGAUGCAUUUUGUUUGUUCUCAUUGUGUCGACACUACUGGGGAACACUCUCGUGUGCGCCGCAGUCGUUAAAUUCAGACACCUCCGGUCCAAGGUAACCAACUUUUUCGUGAUUUCUCUGGCUGUGUCAGACCUCUUCGUUGCCGUCCUCGUGAUGCCAUGGGAGGCAAUAUCUGAAGUGACUGGGACCUGGCUGUUUGGUAGAUUUUGUGGCAUAUGGAUAGCUUUUGACAUAAUGUGCUCGACGGCAUCAAUUCUUAAUCUGUGUAUCAUAAGCGUGGACAGAUACUGGGCUAUUGCAAGUCCUUUUAGAUAUGAACGGAAAAUGACCCACAGAGUUGCAUUUAUCAUGAUUGCAGUGGCGUGGACGCUGUCAAUUCUCAUAUCCUUCAUACCUGUCCAAAUGAACUGGCACGUGGCCGAGGAGGAGACAUCAGCGGGAAACGUUAGCAACCACUCCGAGAACUGCAUAGCGAACUUGAACAAGACCUAUGCUAUUUUCACAUCACUGAUCAGUUUCUACAUCCCAGUUGUUAUCAUGGUUGCCACCUACACGAGGAUUUUCCGUAUUGCGCAAACACAGAUACGGAGGAUAUCCUCAUUGGAGAGAGCUGUGGAGCAAGCGCAAAAUAACCAACACCCAAACGUUUGCGCACACGAAAACGCAUUGAAAACUGCUUUUAAAAAGGAAACAAAGGUCUUAAAGACCCUCUCCAUUAUCAUGGGAGUUUUUGUUUUUUGCUGGCUGCCCUUUUUUGUCCUAAACUGCAUGGUACCUUUCUAUGACCCUCCGUGUGUAAGCGACACCACGUUUACAAUUUUCGUUUGGUUUGGUUGGGCCAACUCUUCGUUAAACCCCGUCAUUUACGCAUUUAACGCGGAUUUCAGAAAAGCCUUUACAACUAUUCUAGGCUGCAAUAAAAUGUGUUCAAGCAAUACAUUGGAGGCUGUUAAUUUCAGCAAUGAAUUGGUGUCCUAUCACCACGACACAACGCUCCAAAAAGACGCACAAGUCUUAAUGGCUACACACCAUCCAAACGCAAUCCCUAACUUGGGAGAGGACACAACCCCACUGUUCGACAAAGUUUCUCUUAUCUCAAUCGCAUCCCGCAAUCACAAGAACAUGUUUCUGCCAGCCAAUGUCCAAUUCCAGUGUGACGGGGAAAUGUAAUUUACCACAGCUGGAGCCAUGGAGUGCGAUGCAAUCCAUGGUCAAAUCCACGAUUAGAAUCUUGCACAAUUGUAGGCUAUGAUUUAUUCAUGAUUUAUUUGAUUUAUUUGUAUUUAUUUAAGUUAUAUUAUAUUGUGAAAUCAUUCACUUAUGUUGUUUUGCAUAAUGCCGUGAGCAAUGUUAUAAUUUCUUUAUUAUCUCACUGAUCAUGAUCAAUACAUUUAUACAGUGAUUCUUUUAAAAAGUAGGCAUGUGUCUUGAUAAAUGGAAGGAAAUCACGUAGAAAGGUUAGCCUAGUUUUAGUCUUGCUAUUACACACAUUUCAAAUAAUUGAGAUUAGUUAAAUAAAGGGUAAAUAAAAAAUAUAUUAAUAAAAAGACACAAUUUAACGAAUAAGCUAUGUGAUGUGUAUUGCAUAAUGAGAGGAUAUCAUUACAUUUUGUUAGUGUUUUUUUUCUCUUGCCAAAAUACUUGUUCUAAUUCAAUGAGGAUGGUGGUAGUGUUUCUGUAGCAAAGUAGCUCUCAAACACCAUGGGAGUAAUCUAUUUAAAAUCAAAUCACAUUUAUUUGCAAUAAUGGUAAAAUAAUACUUAAUGAAAAGGUAAUUAUUUUGGUAUAAGUUGAUAUGUUUAAUCAGAUACAGUAUAUAAUAAUGGAACCAUAACUUGACAUUGUUUUGUGAAAAUAGCUGUAGAAAUCUUGUAAUCUUUUGCCACCUCUUACUCAAGUUAAGUCAUCAUUUAUUUAAAGUGCAUUUCACAAUGUCUCAACACACUUUACAAAGAACAUUUAAAUUAAAAAAUGUAAAAUAUACUCAACCAUUUGUGAAUGAAUAUAGCUAGAAAAAUAUGUAGAACUGAUUAUGUUCUUGCCAAAGCUUCACUAUAAUCGCUUGCAACUGUCUUCUGCAUAGUCCCUGACAACACCAUGUAACCCAUGGUAACAGAACCACAUCUUCCCCUCUGAUAAUUGCAUCUAUUUUUAUUUUAGGAUUAUUAUAUUCUCCAAAGCUGCUCUGCGGUGUUGGCAGAUAUAAAAUAGUAAAAUGAGCCCUGGCCCAAAAUCUAAAUUAUCUCCCAUCAAAGCCAUUUUCCCCCAAUCAAAUUUGAAUAAAUGGGAAGGGUGUCUAAGAUUUAGGGCUAUAUAUUAUAGGCAUUAUGUUAUAGGGCUCCCGAGUGCCGCAGCGGUCUAAGGCACUGCAUCUCAGUGCAAGAGGUGUCACUACAGUCCCUGUUUCAAUUCCAGGCUGUAUCACAUCCGGCCAUGAUUGGGAGUCCCAAAGGGCAGCGCACAAUUGGCCCAGCAUCGUCUGGGUUUGGCCGGGGUAGGCGGUCAUUGUAAAUAAGAAUUUGUUCUUAACUGACUUUCCAGGUUAAAUACAAAAUAUAGUCUACUAUUCCAAAAUAAAAUACAUUUCACUUCACAUCUGUUAAAAAAAUUACUGUCAGAGUCACCAAAUUACACCAGUGCUGUAAAAUUGGCCACGCAGUUACUCAUUCUAUGCACUCCUAGUUUGUCCCUUUAGUUAGAAUUCCCAACAGCACCUCAGUCAAUCACGUGUAUGUUUCUUACCAAUCAGAGACAUUCUCUAUCACUUGCUUGUUGUAAUCAAUACCUCCAGGUAUUGAUUUGCGGUGGAUAAAGUUUGGGUGUUUGUAUAGAAUUUUGUAAAAUAUGUGUGUGCACUGUCAUUGCUAGCUAAGUAGCCAGUUAGCCAGGCUCACUGGUUACCUUUUCACAGUGUCAUGAACACAGUGCUUUUCAGUUACAUUAUGCUUAUACGUGCAAUAGUAAUAGCUUUGUUAUAGUAGUUACAUUCUAUGCAGAGUUUGUUGUACUGUACAGCCUGCUCGCUAUUGCAGCAGCUUACUAGCCAAGUGUCGCAUGUUGAGUCGUUUUGGUGAGCCUCUUACUCUGUUCGCCAUUACUUGGUUUAGUGACAGUUUUCUCACCAUGCGGUGGUCAUGUGUACUCUCGGGCCACAUUAUACUUUACAGUCAGAGCAUUUUGGAUCUGUAUUAUGUAGCAGUAAAGACUGCAGCUUUAUCCUGCUAUUGUCAUUCAUAUUAAUGUGUUGCAUUAUCAUUCAGUUAAGUCAAGGUGUAUCUGUAUAUAGCUUUACCCCUUUUAUGUAUUAUUGUGUACUAUAAUAUGUCCUUUUAUCUUCCACCCUUUUAGAACCACUAUCUACAGUAUAUUGAUGUCGUGUUUGUGUG
This is a messenger RNA of Oncorhynchus mykiss (rainbow trout), 3570 nucleotides long. Its product is annotated as dopamine receptor D1.S-like. The record is from RefSeq and is a predicted model, not a curated record. Gene Ontology annotation, cellular component: plasma membrane. Gene Ontology annotation, biological process: adenylate cyclase-activating adrenergic receptor signaling pathway; positive regulation of MAPK cascade. Gene Ontology annotation, molecular function: G protein-coupled receptor activity. NCBI's taxonomy places the organism in Eukaryota, Metazoa, Chordata, Actinopteri, Salmoniformes, Salmonidae.